GUGACAUCAGCGGAAGGGGACGGGCGCCGGUUGUUGUUGGAGAGAAGAGGCGGAGGAAGCGGGCCGGUAGAGACAAGAGCCUGGGGGAGGCUCCGAAUAUGCACAGCCUGGCCACGGCGGCGCCAGUGCCAGCAGCACUCGCCCCCGUAGACAGAGAAAAGAUUUAUCAGUGGAUCAAUGAAUUGUCAAGCCCAGAAAGUCGGGAGAAUGCUCUGUUGGAGCUUAGCAAGAAGCGGGAAUCUGUCCCAGAUCUCGCCCCUAUGCUGUGGCAUUCAUUUGGUACUAUUGCAGCACUGUUACAGGAAAUUGUAAAUAUCUACCCAUCAAUAAACCCUCCUACCCUGACAGCACAUCAAUCCAAUCGAGUGUGUAAUGCACUGGCCUUGCUACAAUGUGUGGCAUCGCACCCGGAAACCAGAUCUGCCUUUCUUGCAGCACAUAUUCCAUUGUUCUUAUAUCCUUUCCUGCACACUGUCAGCAAAACUCGGCCUUUCGAAUACCUGAGGCUGACCAGCCUGGGAGUAAUUGGAGCUCUGGUGAAAACAGAUGAGCAAGAGGUCAUCAAUUUCCUGCUGACUACAGAAAUUAUCCCACUGUGUCUGCGUAUUAUGGAAUCUGGAAGUGAACUUUCUAAAACUGUAGCCACUUUUAUCCUUCAGAAGAUUCUGCUUGAUGACACUGGCUUGGCCUACAUUUGUCAGACCUACGAGCGCUUCUCCCACGUGGCUAUGAUUUUGGGUAAAAUGGUUCUGCAGCUUUCGAAGGAGCCGUCUGCCAGACUACUGAAGCACGUUGUCCGCUGUUACCUCCGUCUGUCUGACAACCCAAGAGCACGAGAAGCAUUGCGGCAAUGUCUGCCUGACCAGCUGAAAGACACAACCUUCGCACAGGUCCUGAAGGAUGACACCACAACCAAACGCUGGCUGGCUCAGCUUGUUAAGAACCUGCAGGAGGGGCAAGUCACUGACCCAAGAGGAAUACCGCUCCCUCCUCAGUGACCCAUCGGCAAAGGAAAACCAGACACAGCUGCACCACACAAACGCAUCGCAAAUGCACUUGGACUUUUCAGAUGUGGAUUCCUAACCCGUCAGCGUCACAGCCUCACAAAUGGACAAUUUCUCUUAACCAUCUGCACCACCCGCAGCUCUUCAGAAUAAAGGACUCUAGUCUUUCCUCCAGCAAGAUAAUUCUAUUGCAGAGGCUGAACUGUAAGAAAAUGUUGUUCUUGUUGAUCAAGAGUUUAAUGCUUAAAUAAUAUCCAGGUCUCUGGACAUUGGAGAGCUCUCUCUUUCUUUUUGUACUGUUCACAGAAUAACACUUGGUCCAGUCACAGUCCUUCUGGAGUUUUAGCUGCAGCACACUGGGCCAAAGCACGCUCCAUCCCACUGCCUGUUUUCCCUUCUACGAUUCUUCCAGAGCUUGUAGCUGUGUCUGAAUUUUGGAUAUAAUAA
Molecule: messenger RNA, 1451 nt
Organism: Nanorana parkeri
Lineage: Eukaryota; Metazoa; Chordata; Amphibia; Anura; Dicroglossidae
Gene: CNOT9
Product: CCR4-NOT transcription complex subunit 9
Exons: 8
Coding region: 99-998 (299 amino acids)
Biological process (GO): mRNA catabolic process; negative regulation of translation
Cellular component (GO): CCR4-NOT complex; P-body; CCR4-NOT core complex
Source: RefSeq, a predicted model, not a curated record